Messenger RNA from Ruditapes philippinarum (Manila clam), 1913 nucleotides. Its product is annotated as N(4)-(Beta-N-acetylglucosaminyl)-L-asparaginase-like. The coding region runs from base 131 to 1210 and encodes 359 amino acids. NCBI's taxonomy places the organism in Eukaryota, Metazoa, Mollusca, Bivalvia, Venerida, Veneridae. Gene Ontology annotation, molecular function: N4-(beta-N-acetylglucosaminyl)-L-asparaginase activity. Gene Ontology annotation, biological process: protein deglycosylation. The transcript has 8 exons. The record is from RefSeq and is a predicted model, not a curated record.
UUUCUGUUCUGCAGAAAUGUUAAAAGUUUACAUCCUCUGUAACUUGUAUAAUAUCGAAAUGUGUUGAAAAAUAAACCGUUCAAGUUUCCCGCCUUAAUGUAAAGAAUCACAUGACUUGCAUAACUGGAAAAUGGCGGUUUGUGUGAACGUCUAUACAGUGUGUGUAGCUAUUACAGUUUGCAUUUCUUUAAUAUCGGGUGAACUUUACAAAAAAGACAGUUAUAGGACAAUUAAAUCACCAUGGAUUCCAUUGGUUCUUACAACAUGGGGCUAUAGAGAUGCCGUCAAAGCAGGGUGGAAUGUCAUCAAAAAUGGAAAUUCUGCAUUAGACGCUGUGGAAGCGACGGGACAUUCUUGUGAAAUGGCACAGUGCCGACAUACCGUCGGAUUUGGCGGAAGCCCCGACGAGAGUGGAGAAACUACACUUGAUGCUGUGAUAAUGGAUGGCAACACACAUAACGUGGGAGGUGUAGGUGGUAUACGGAGGAUCAAACAGGCCAUCUCUGUCGCCAGAAAAGUGUUAGACAAUACUGACCACUCUUUGCUCGUUGGAGAUGCAGCAACAAAGUUUGCUGUCCAGAUGGGAUUCAAAGAAGAAAAUCUUACCACGCCUUAUUCAGAAAAUCUGUGGGACACCUGGGGAAAAAAUAAAUGCCAGCCAAAUUUUCGAGAGAACGUUAAACCUGAUCCUAGAAAGUCAUGUGGUCCGUACCAUCCAAUCAACGGUCAACAACAACAACAAAGGGUCAGCAAAAUUAUGGACAAUAUUGACGCCGACAAUCACGACACAAUUGGUAUUGUAGCUAUAGAUUCAAAAGGCAAUAUUGCAUCCGGAGCUUCAACAAAUGGUCUCACAUAUAAGAUUCCUGGCCGAGUUGGAGACAGCGCUGUAGCUGGCGCUGGGGCAUAUGCAGAGAAUGGUGUGGGGGCUGCGGCGUGCACCGGAAACGGUGAUGUAAUGAUGCGAUUCUUACCAAGUCACACGGCUGUGAUUUUGAUGAAGACAGGGCUGUCGCCCCAGGAAGCGGCUGAAUCUGCUAUUAAAAUCAUCAAGAAGAAAUACCCAGACUUUAUGGGAGCGAUUGUUGCUGCUGAUGCCAAAGGAAAUAUAGGAACAUAUUGUCAUUUGUGGACGGACUUUCAGAUUACAUACAUGAUGCCCGGACUUCCAGAUAUUCAAGUUAAAAACGUGACAUGCUCUAUGAACUAAUUGAGAACACGUGAUAAAUCACCGAUGUUUCCGGCCCUUAUUUGUACAAAGCCUUGAACCAAAUAACUUUUUGGCAACCGCUUUACUGUAAUUGUAAAGACACGUUCAGACGUGUUUACAAGUUUGAUUUUUUUUUUUGCAUAUGUAUCAGUGCAGUAAAUGCACUAUCUGCUCAACACGUCAAAUUAAAAAAGUGGGCGGGUUUAAGAAACGACAUCCUUGCUCCUUUAUGUUCUGUAGACAUGAACAUUUAAGUCGUUUUGAACAAUAAAAAGUAAUGUCCAGAGAUUACGGUUUAACAAAAUUGAUAGAUUUAAGUUAUUUGUUUGUUUGCAUUUUGUUUGUUUGCUUGUUGUUGUUAUUGUUUGUUUUUUGUUGUUUUAGUUCAUAUCUAUGUGAUUGUGCCUAAAAUUGUUUAUGAUAACUCUCUGAAGGUUUUGUAACACAUUGAAGGGAGACAACUCGGGUUAGCUUUAAUUGCAAAUGAUGAAUGACUAAGGGAGACAACUAUUAUGCUUUUCAAUGUGUUGACUUUUCCAUGGACGAAAUUAAACUCGUAUUAUGUAAGAUAAUCUCUUAAAUCUUGAUAAUGUAUAAUGUAUUAAAUCGUUGUCAUUCAAAGUAUUUUGCAAAUACAGUAUUUGUAAUGUACAUACAUUUUGAAGUGUAAUAUACAAGUUGAAUAAAUUGGUUGACAAUCUUG